AUGUCUAAAUCCAAUAAAGAAUUAGUACAAAAUUAUUUAAGUAAUUAUUCUUCCAAGAAUGAUUUUUUUUUAAAAACUUUUUUUCCUAGAAUAAAAGUAAUAUUGAUAUCAAAUGAAAAAUGUGUUUUUGAAAUAAUUGUAAAGAAAGAAGAUUGUAAUGAUGGGGGAUCUGUAUUUGGUGGACUUAUAGCAAGCAUAAUAGAUAUUAUUAGUACAUCAACUGAUAUGACGAUAUCUUUUCUUUUACCUGUUAAAGCUGGGGAAACCAUUGUAUGUGAAAGUUAUGUUUAUAAAAUUGGUAAAUCAUUAGCCAAUAUUCAUACAAUUAUAAAAGAAAAAUCAUCAGGAAAGAUUGUUGCUUCAGGGCAACAUACAAAAUUUAAUGACCAACUUAACAAAUUAUAA
Molecule: messenger RNA, 405 nt
Organism: Diversispora eburnea
Lineage: Eukaryota; Fungi; Glomeromycota; Glomeromycetes; Diversisporales; Diversisporaceae
Source: the annotation of a GenBank genome assembly